AUGGAUCAAGAAAAACUUCAUUUUAGGCACUCUAUGCUUUAUGAGUUCCAACUUGGUCAUAAUGCGACGGAAACUCAUAAAAAUUUGUUUUCCGGCUUUGGACCAUCUAAAGUUAAAGUGCGUACGGUCCAAAGAUGGUUUGAAAAAUUCAGGUCGGGUGACAUGAAGCUUCAAGAUGAAUCUUGCACCGGAAGACCAAAGGAGCUUGAUGACGACGUUCUGAGGGUUUUAGUGGGUAAUGAACUACUAUUGACUACGAGGGAGAUCGGAGAUAAAUUAAACGUUAGCCACAUAAUAAUUGAAAACCACUUGAACAAGCUUGGCUGUCUACAAAUGGUGUCGUUGGAUUCCCCGUGA
This is a messenger RNA of Dinoponera quadriceps, 357 nucleotides long. Its product is annotated as histone-lysine N-methyltransferase SETMAR-like. Lineage: Eukaryota; Metazoa; Arthropoda; Insecta; Hymenoptera; Formicidae. The coding region runs from base 1 to 357 and encodes 118 amino acids. The record is from RefSeq and is a predicted model, not a curated record. The transcript has a single exon.